GUUAAGAUGCAAUUCGGACUUGUUCCUCAAGAAGGGUUCAAACCUUGGGCCUCUGCUAUUGAGGACAGAAACAUCAUCAUGGGACCUGCCUUUUCUGAUCAAAGCAAUUGUGAGGUGAUAAUGAUGGUGGAUUUACCUGCUUCAGGGAAGACUACAUGGGCAGAAAAAUGGGUGGAAGAGCAUCCAGAAAAGCGUUAUGUUUUGCUUGGAACAAACUUGAUUCUUGAUCAGAUGAAGUUGAACGACUGUGGUGAAAGAUUUGAUCGCUUGAUGGAUCAAGUAACCGGAGUAUUCAAUGUGCUGCUAAAGAGAGCAGCUAUUAUUCCUCGCAAUUAUAUAAUUGAUCAAACAAAUGUUCACAAAAAUGCACGUAAGCGUAAGCUCAAGCCAUUUGCUGACUAUCAAAAGAUUGUUGUUGUUGUAUUUCCAAAGCCGCUCAAGGUGCGGUGUGAUAAAUGA
Molecule: messenger RNA, 459 nt
Organism: Arachis ipaensis
Lineage: Eukaryota; Viridiplantae; Streptophyta; Magnoliopsida; Fabales; Fabaceae
Source: RefSeq, a predicted model, not a curated record